GCAUGAGAUAUUCAAGUGAACAACACACCAAAAGAAAAAGCAUUAUAUCAUUUUACAAGCUGUAGUACUAAUGGCAACUGCGAAGUUCCAGAUUGGUUACUGGGUGGCAUCCACGGAAAAACCAUUUCCACCUCAGAACGACCCCAUACCCUUCUUCACUCACCUCUACUAUGCGUUUCUUCAGGUUCAAGCGGAGACUGGCGAGCUGAUAAUCCCUGUAGAACUUGAGCAAGAUAUGAACACCUUCGUUCAGUGUGUUCAUGAUAAGCAGAAGAAAGCUAUCGUAUCCAUUGGAGGUACGAAACCAAACAAUUCUAAGUCUGAUGAUCCCUCCAUCGCUAUCUCUACAAUGGCAAAGAGCGCUGCGAAACGCAGCAAGUUUAUCGAAUCAACCUUUGCUUUCGCCAAAAACUAUGGCUUUGAUGGUCUUGAGCUUGCUUGGGUUUAUCCAAAAACAAAAAACGACAUGAGAAACCUGACCAAUCUCUUUAGUGAGUGGAAAGCUUCUAAUACUGAGAAGAAGCUUCUUUCAGCUGCAGUUUAUUGCCAACCCAACAUUCCGAAUGAUUCGAAUCAGGAAAUCAAAUACCCUGCGGAACUUGACAAACAUAUUGAUAUUUUGAAUAUAAUCCUCUACAAUUAUUGUCCUGUCACUUGUCAACAUUCUCAAUUCAAUCCCAGCAACCCUGGCCCUGUUAACAGCAGUAAACUUGCAAUCGAUCUCUGGAGUGAAGCUCGAAUUUCGAAGUAUAAACUCGUUAUGGGUAUUCCCUUGUAUGGAGGGAAAUGGAUAUUGGCUGACGAAAAAGAUACCAGCAUUGGGGCACCAGUUGAAGGCUACCUUGGUCGCGUGGCGUAUAGAGACAUUCCUGAUCCAGAAGCUGGAAAAUUUGAUGACAAGGUUACCAAGUGCAUGUACAAGGCUGAAAAUGAGGGUGAUAGAGCUGUCUGGUAUGGGUAUGAAGCUACGCCUUCUGUCAUGGAAAAGGUCGAGUAUGCUAAGAAAAAUCUUGGUGGGUAUUUCUUAUAUUCCAUUGGGUAUGAUGAUGACGACUUCACUCUGUGUAGCGCUGCUGCAGAGCAAAUGGGAUGAGCUUGAGAUUGAAGAUCUAUCUAGCUACCAACCAGGGUGGAUUUCAAUAUUUAAAUAACUGCGAACUAUGUAUAAUCUUCGCACUAUAAUGAACCACCUCAUGGUCACUUGAUGUGUGUGUUGGUAUUGUGUUGUAUUAAGUAAAAAUUGGUCACUUUAGGGGCCAAUUGUUAUCGUUCCUGUGAUUUAUGUUUAUGUGUAUUAUGAAAUAAAUUAAAUAAAUGAUUGUGUGUGUGUUUUAUGUUU
This is a messenger RNA of Humulus lupulus (European hop), 1339 nucleotides long. Its product is annotated as class V chitinase CHIT5-like. The record is from RefSeq and is a predicted model, not a curated record. Gene Ontology annotation, molecular function: chitinase activity; chitin binding. Lineage: Eukaryota; Viridiplantae; Streptophyta; Magnoliopsida; Rosales; Cannabaceae. Bases 71 to 1093 code for a protein of 340 amino acids. Gene Ontology annotation, biological process: chitin catabolic process; carbohydrate metabolic process. Gene Ontology annotation, cellular component: extracellular region. The transcript is spliced from 3 exons.